This is a messenger RNA of Xenopus laevis (African clawed frog), 2562 nucleotides long. Its product is annotated as extracellular calcium-sensing receptor. Bases 1 to 2562 code for a protein of 853 amino acids. NCBI's taxonomy places the organism in Eukaryota, Metazoa, Chordata, Amphibia, Anura, Pipidae. The record is from RefSeq and is a predicted model, not a curated record. The transcript has 7 exons.
AUGAGGGUGACAUCCAAUUUAUACAGAACAUUUUGGCAACUUAUCCUGACAUACAACAUUCCUGUCUCCUGUUCUGAUGGUAACUUGGGACCACAAGGGAUUCUGGUUCCUGGAGAUAUUUUAAUAGGCGCAGUGAUUCCCAUUCACAUUGACACUUUGGACAAAAGCGUGACUUUCCAGGAGAAACCAACAUCAGACAUUUGUACCAAGUUUCUACUUCAGUUCUACCAGCAAUUUCAGGCCUUGAGGUAUGCAGUGGAAGAGAUCAACAAGAGUUCCGACAUUCUCCCAAACACUACCCUAGGUUUCUAUGCUUAUGACUCUUGUGCUGCAAUGCGGAAUGAGUUGCAAGGGACUCUCUGGAUGCUCACUGGCCUGAGUCAGGAGAUUCCAAAUUACCGCUGUCAGGAAAGUCCUCCACUGUCUGCUAUCAUUGGGCACUCAAAAUCGACAUAUUCUAUCCUUAUGGCACAUAUCUUAGGACUGUACAGAUUUCCACAGAUCAGCUGCUACUCAACCAGCUCUCUAUUGAGUGACAGGGCACAGUUCCCCUCCUUCUUUAGAACUGUCCCAAGUGAUGUCUUUCAGUCCAGAGGACUGGCCCAAAUGGUGUUACAUUUUAAAUGGACCUGGGUUGGGCUCAUAGCCUCUAAUGAUGACUAUGGGUUUGAGGGAUUAAAGAUAAUCAAAGAUGAGCUAAUAAAAGGUGGUGCUUGCGUUGCCUACACAGUAUAUGUUGCAACUAACCAGGACUACAAAAACAUACCAAGUAUUGUACAAAUGAUAAAAGAGUCAACUGCUAAUGUGAUAAUUGCAUUUUCUGUUGAUGUUUUCUUGAUUCCUCUUCUGGAUGAGCUGCUGAAACAGAAAGUCACUGGGAAACAUUUUGUCGCGAGCGAAGCUUGGUCUGUUUCAAAUUUUUUAACACUAGCAAAAUUCUCGAACAUACUGUCUGGAACUAUUGGCUUUGCGUUACAAAGCUCAAAAAUCCAAGGGUUUCAAGAAUAUCUCAACUCUGUUUAUCCCAACAACACCCCUGGGAUCGCUUGGUCCAAAAUGUUCUGGGAAGAAGCUUUUAAUUGCUCGCUUUCUCAACCAGAAAGCCAAACACAAAAGCUGAGCAACACUAAAAAAAAAUGCAUUGGAGAUGAGAAUCUAGAAUAUGUCCAGAACGGCUACAAUGAUGUGUCCACUCUAAGAUCUUCCUACAAUAUCUAUACUUCAGUAUAUGUGACAGCAAAAGCUCUGAAUGACCUUAGUCUCUGCCAGUCUUUGGAUGGUGCAUUGCUUGGAUCAAAAUGUUCUGGUUUAAAAAACUUUGCACCAUGGCAGCUCAGCAAUGGAAGAGAGGUUUUCUUUCAUAAUGAUGGAAACCCACCAGCUGUUUAUGAUCUAAUGAACUGGCAGCCAGGAUCAGAUGAUACCAUGAAGCAAGUGAAAGUGGGAAGCUACGACACACUGAAUUCUUCUGGAGAAAUCUUUAGCCUUAACACAAGUUCAGUAUGGUGGAGAACCUUCAAUUCUGAAAUUCCCAUCUCUGUUUGUAGUCAAAUCUGUCCAGUGGGGUUCAAAAAAGUAGUAAAGAAAGGAGAACCUGUGUGCUGCUUUCAGUGCAUUCCCUGUGCCCAAGGAGAGAUCUCCAAUAAGACUGACUCCAUCGACUGCUGGAGCUGUCCCUGGGACAUGUGGCCCAACAGCAACAGAGACAAAUGCAUUUUAAAAUCCAUUGAAUUUCUUUCCUAUGAGGAUCCAUUGGGAAUCAUCCUGGCAGCAACCAGUGUUCUUUCUUCUAUGGUCCCAAUUUUAAUUUUCUACCUUUUCAUUCUUUAUAAAUCCACCCCAAUAGUGAGAGCCAAUAACUAUUCUGUGAGUUGUGUUCUCUUGAUAUCUCUGUCUCUUUGCCUCAUCUCUGCUUUGUCUUUUAUUGGUUACCCCCAACCUGAGAAGUGCCUUCUGCGUCAGGCUGCAUUUGGACUUGUGUUUACCCUCUGUGUAUCCUGCAUUUUGGCCAAAACUAUUAUAGUUGUAUUUGCCUUUAUGGCCACUAAACCUGGGAGCAACCUCAAAAAAUGGACAACUCCACGUGUGCCCUAUAUGAUUAUUACCAUCUGUACUUUCAUUCAACUCAUUUUGUGCAUUUUUUGGCUGUCCAUCUUUCCUCCUUUCCCACAAUACAAUAUUGAAGCCAAACCUGGGAUCAUUGUUGUAGAGUGCAAUGAAAAUUCUCUAUUUGCCUUUUGGUGCAUGCUGGGAUAUCUUGGAUUUUUAGCCUCUGUCAGUUUUACUGUUGCUUUUAUGGCAAGGAGGCUCCCUGACAACUUCAAUGAGGCCAAAUUAAUAACAUUCAGCAUGUUGGCCUUCCUCAGUGUCUGGGUGUACUUUAUUCCGGCUUCUCUCAGUGCCCAGGGCAAGUAUACUGUUGCCAUGGAGAUCUUUGCAAUUCUAACUUCCAGCUGGGCCCUUGUAUUCUGCAUGUUUUUCCCCAAAUGUUUUAUUAUACUCUUCAGACCCAACAUGAACUCCAGAGAAAAUCUCAUGGGGAAAGACAGAAGAAGGAAAUGA